Messenger RNA from Humulus lupulus (European hop), 2121 nucleotides. RefSeq lists its product as uncharacterized. The record is from RefSeq and is a predicted model, not a curated record. The transcript is spliced from 7 exons. Bases 1 to 2121 code for a protein of 706 amino acids. NCBI's taxonomy places the organism in Eukaryota, Viridiplantae, Streptophyta, Magnoliopsida, Rosales, Cannabaceae.
AUGCUAGGACUUGAUUACGAGAAAAUUGAUGCAUGUCCGAAAGAUUGCAUGUUGUAUAGAAAAGAACAUGCUAAUGACACAGAAUGUGAAGUAUGCUCUACACCAAGGAGUGAAGCUAAAGUCUUGCGCCACUUUCCGUUGAUACCAAGGUUACAAAGAUUAUUUAUGUCAUCAAAAACAUCUGAUUUUAUGACAUGGCAUCAUAAAAAAGAGCAUACAAGUGAUGGUUGUAUGAGACACCCAAGAGAUUCUCCAGCAUGGAUUACUUUUGAUCACAACCACAAGGAUUUUGCUGCAGAUCCACGAAAUGUUAGACUUGGGUUAGCUUCUGAUGGAAUGAAUCCUUUCAAAACAUUAAGUGUUAGCCACAAUGCACCUGGAAAUAAUAUUGACGUAUAUUUGAAGCCAUUGAUUGAAGAGCUAAAGGAUUUAUGGGAAAUUGGAGUUAAAACUUUUGAUGCAUCUACCAAAAAGAACUUUAAUAUGCGGGCAUCGCUACUAUGGACUAUCAGUGACUUUCCAGCAUAUGCAAACUUAUCAGGAUGGAGCACAAAAGGAAAAUAUGCGUGCCCAUCUUGUCAUGAAGACACUUGCUAUUUGUGGUUGAAGUACAGUAAAAAACAUUGUUAUAUGGGUCAUCGACGAUGGUUAGUAAUCAACGAUCCAUUUAGAAAUGAUGAAAAGUCUUUUGACGGCACAGAAGAGAAAAGAAUGGCUCCAACACCAUUAAGUGGCUCUAUGAUACUGGAUACGCUAGCAGGCUACCAAAUUAAAUUUGGGAAGACAGCGGUUAAUCCUCCAUUUCCAUAUGGUUGGAAAAAAGAGAAUGCAAAAAACAAAGACAAUUUGAAUGCGCGUCUUGAUUUAAAGUAUAUGGGUAUUAGAUCUGAACUUCAUCCAAAGGAGAGUGAGUCUAAGAAAACUGUCAUCCCCCCUGCAUGUUUUACAUUAAGCAAAAACGAAAAAAUUGUCUUUUGUCGAUUUCUAAAGACAAUCAAAGUUCCAGAUGGAUAUGCUGCCAACAUUUCUAGAUGUGUUGAUGUAAGAUACUUGUCUAAGUUAAAGUCAUACGUUCGGAACAAAAGCAAACCAGAAGGUUGUAUUGCCGAAGGAUAUUUAGCUGAUGAAUGUUUGACAUUUUGCUCAAGAUACAUGGAAGGUGUGGAGACGAAAUUUAAUCGCAAGCCUAGAAAUUACAGUAAUAUUGAAUCAAAUGGAGAAACAUUGCCUACUUUCCAAACGACAGGUCGACAUUUGGGCAAAAUAGAUACAGAGACUUUAGAUGAGGAUACAAAAGUUAAGGCACAUCGAUAUGUGUUAUUUAAUUGCAAUAUCGUAGAUUCAUUUAUUGAGGAACAUCGUAAUAUGAUUGCACAACAAAACUCUCGUCAAACAACAAUGACCAUCGAUCAGAUUCAUAGCCAAUCAUUUCCUUCAUGGUUUGCUAACAAGGUAGAAGAAUUAUAUGAUAAUGGGGAUAAUCGAGUAUCUGAAGAUUUACGUUGUUUGGAAAAAGGACCAAAUAAUGUUUCCUUUCGAUUUAAAAGAUAUCUAAUAAAUGGUUUCAGGUUUCACACAAAAGAAAUCGAAAAGAACUUAAGAACUCAAAAUAGUGGAGUUAUUAUGAUUGCGAAGACUCAAAGUUUCGCAAGUAGUAGGGAUCCAAAUCUUGUUUUCGAAGAGGUUACAUUUUAUGGAAUGUUAACUGAUAUUAUAGAACUAGAUUAUUCUUCAGAAAAUCAUGUUUUGUUAUUUAAGUGUGAUUGGGUUUCAAGAAGUGGCGUUAAAAAAGAAAAUGAUUGCACAAGAGUCAACUUUUCAAGAUUGCUACGUGACAACGAGCCCUUUAUACUAGCUUCUCAAGCAGAACAAGUAAUGUAUAUCGAAGACCUCAAACACGAAGGAUGGCAUGUUGCUUUAAAAAUAAAUCCUAGAGACUAUUAUAAUAUGAGCAUGCAAUCACACGAUGAAAAUGUGGAGUCUUAUGUGCAAACUGAGGUUUGUAGCACAACUAUUGAUAUUGCGGAUGGAAAUGUUAGUUUGGUUAGGGAAGAUAUGCAAGACAUAACUAUUGAUACAUCAUUGUCAUUUGAUACAAAUGACAUGGAUGAAGAAGCUUAA